Annulohypoxylon truncatum is the source of this 1392-nucleotide messenger RNA. RefSeq names its product putative splicing factor U2AF 23 kDa subunit. The record is from RefSeq and is a predicted model, not a curated record. Gene Ontology annotation, molecular function: pre-mRNA 3'-splice site binding; metal ion binding. Gene Ontology annotation, biological process: mRNA splicing, via spliceosome. The transcript has a single exon. Lineage: Eukaryota; Fungi; Ascomycota; Sordariomycetes; Xylariales; Hypoxylaceae. Bases 301 to 930 code for a protein of 209 amino acids. Gene Ontology annotation, cellular component: spliceosomal complex; U2AF complex.
UAUCGUCGCCCUCGACUUUUACAAAUUUCGCCUCAAUUACAAACAUCCAACAACGAUAAUUCCGGUCGACAAUUGCGCAAAAUAAUCGUGAUUGAAUCUUCAUAUUAAUCGACCGCAUAUUUCCGCUACUCAUACCACGACUAAAGUUCCCAUCAAUCAAAGCAUCGCGACAUCUCAUCCGAAAAAGAAACCGCGACGAAAGAACUCUUCGACCGAAUAAAAUCCCACACCGGUCCACCAACCUCCCUCUAACUCCCCUACACCAAACACCGUAACAACACCACCGACAAACCCGCAAAAAUGGCCAACUUCCUAGCCUCCAUCUUCGGCACCGAGCAAGACAAAGUGAACUGCUCCUUCUACUACAAGAUCGGCGCCUGCCGGCACGGGGACCGGUGCUCGCGCAAGCACGUCAAACCCUCCUACUCGCAGACCAUCCUGCUGCCGUCCAUGUACCAGAACCCGGCGCACGACGCGCGGGCGCGCCUUACCCCGGAGCAGUGCGCGAACCACUUCGACGCCUUCUACGAGGACCUCUGGUGCGAGCUGUGCAAGUACGGCGAGCUCGAGGAGCUCGUCGUCUGCGACAACACCAACGACCACCUCGUCGGCAACGUCUACGCCCGCUUCAAGUACGAGGACGCCGCCCAGGCCGCCUGCGACGCGCUCAACUCGCGCUGGUACGCCGGCCGCCCCGUGUAUUGCGAGCUCUCGCCCGUCACCGAUUUCCGCGAGGCGUGCUGUCGGUUGAAUAGUGGUGAGGGCUGCGUUAGGGGCGGGUUUUGUAAUUUCAUUCAUAGAAAAAAUCCGACGCCUGAGUUGGAGAGGGAGUUGACGCUUAGCACGAAGAAGUGGCUUAAGAUGAGGGGAAGGGAUGAGAAGAGCGUUAGUCGGAGCCCGAGCCCGGAGCCGACUAGGAAGCGGUUUUAGGGUGCUUGGGUCUGAGAAGAUGGGUGGGUGAAUGAGGGACUGGGUUGUGGUUGAGAAAUUCGAGAUGUGUCUUAAGGGGAAUUAUGGCCCUGCGAUCUUACAGUCAUGAUUGAUCAUACCUCGGAUUACUACUAUGGAAGUGAUCUCGAUCGCCCAGAUAGGAGGAAGUCAAACAUUAGCAGGGAAACUCAGUGAUAGUGGACGGAGACGAGAAGAUCAGAUAUGAGCAGGCAGCCGGGUUAGCAUCCGGCAGAACGAGGAUACCCCCAAGCUUUCGCCUGCCUAUUGUAUUGCUAGAAGGAAAGAAUAAUGAUCCUUGGGGAAACGGAUUGACGAACGAAGAAACUUAUUUUCAUGCAAAAGGAGAGGCCCACAAUACUAGGGAAAAACUAGGUUCGGCGUUAAUAGGAAUUUCAAUCCAGACACAUUUCUUGAAACCGUCUCGAUACAUAAUCCAAGGGU